Messenger RNA from Apis laboriosa (Himalayan honeybee), 4473 nucleotides. Its product is annotated as transcriptional regulator ovo-like. The record is from RefSeq and is a predicted model, not a curated record. Bases 532 to 3366 code for a protein of 944 amino acids. Gene Ontology annotation, molecular function: DNA-binding transcription factor activity, RNA polymerase II-specific; RNA polymerase II cis-regulatory region sequence-specific DNA binding. Gene Ontology annotation, biological process: regulation of transcription by RNA polymerase II; epidermal cell differentiation. NCBI's taxonomy places the organism in Eukaryota, Metazoa, Arthropoda, Insecta, Hymenoptera, Apidae. The transcript has 10 exons. Gene Ontology annotation, cellular component: nucleus.
UGCGGCCCCUAUCCAGGAUAACUGUAAAUCCGUGACAAAGAAAGAGAGAGACAGUAAAGAAAGGAAGAGAUAGAGUAAAAGACAGACCUUGGACUGACCGCGAACAGAGUAGCUAAUCGAUCUCUGAACUUCGCGAACAUCGUGUAUGAUCGUAAAUAGUGACUAUUGGAACAGUGAUCCAAGAAAAACUUCGUUUUGUUAAUAUUAUUAAUAUUAUUAACAAUAUCAUCAUAGAUUUUUUUUUCUUUCGAAAUGAAUUUUAAUAAGGAAUGCUAUGUCUAACUUGCAUUCGGAUCAUUGACAUUGGACGAACAUUUGGAAUUCUGUUUCGUUACCGAAAGUGAAACGUUUGCCGCAAUCGCAGUUUUUAAAACAGACAGUGAUUGGCUGAUUAUUAACUUGAAAAAGACUCGAGAAGUGAUUAUUUGUGCGAUUGAUGGUUCUGAGGAAUGCUAUUGAAAUCGGACGUGGGAAUGGUGGCGUGAAACAACAAAGCAAAAGUCACGUUAGCACGCGUAAACGUACAUCAGGAUGCCAAAAAUCUUCCUGAUCAAAAAUCGGCUGCAUCAGCAGCAACUGAGGUUGCUGGAAGCGCAGCACCUUGGAAAAAGCCCGCCACUCUGUAGUGGUAAAGAAAGUCCUCUUGGCAGUACCGAACCUCUCAGUCUUAUUGUGAAUAAACAUCAAUAUCGCGAGAAAACGGAUGAUGAUCGUGCGACGACCCCGGAAUCGCUUCGCAGUAGCAGUCCGGCUUCGUCUCCGCCCCCUCAAUGGCAGUCGACAAAUACUCCGGCUAAUACGCCACCUAGACGAUUUAUCUCGAGUAUCCUCGGUGGAGAUAUCCCAUAUGGAAGCAGAGGUCAUGUUUUAACCAGGGCGGAGCGCAAGGAAUACAGCAAUCCCCCAAUUGCGCCCUCUUCUAGUGAUGCUACACAAUUCCUUACGAAAUCGGAAAAAUUGGUAUUGCCUAGACCAAGCACUCCUCCAAAAACGCCUAGAGUCGAACCACCCACACGGGUCUCAGUCAUUCAAAGGGUUCCUUCCCAAAGUCAAUCUGCAUCGAGAAGAGAAGAUAAGAUCGAAGUGCCACAAACUCAAGAACCAGAACAAGAGCAACCUAUCGAUUACGCUGUGCCGAAGAGAAAGGAAGAGGACGAAGAGCGAGGCCGCGAAGGCGCAAAAGUGUCACGCGCGAUAGGUAACUCGAUUGCCAGGCCUCUCCUGGCCAUGAGACUGUCCGGUCCCCAAGUGGUCCACGCAGCCGCCGGUCACGGAAGAUCGUCUAAUUCCGGUGGAAACGGCAGUUCCGGGUCCAGCAGCAGCUCCAACAACUCGGGCAGUUCCUCCUCUUCGAAUUCAGGCGGAAGUGGCAGUUACUGUGGAGGAGGAGCGGCCACAGGCGGUAGCGGAGGUGGUGGUGCUGUGGGCGGAGGUGCUGGCGGUGGAAUGAAUCCUGGAGGAAACGGUGGCCGUGGAAAUUACGGGCCAAGUUCACCGCCCACUGGUUCUUUGCCGCCGUUCUACGAAUCCCUUAAAGGCGGCAAUAAUCUGGCGAAUUUUGCGAAUCAGUAUAACAGUACUCAAGGAAAUGGAUACCUGACACCAUCACCAACAGUAGGGAUGGAAUGCGACACCGGUCAGCAGGACGUGAACUCACAGCAUUCCCAAUAUAAUGCUCAAGAAGGCAAGCAAUACUCCCUAUUGCAAAAUGUCUGCGCCUCGUACGGUUUAACGUUGAAGGAGGAAGAAGAUUUAUCACCGUACAAAAUUCAAGCGAAUGAUCUGUUAUCCGGUCAAUAUGGCGCAUAUGACAUGACUGAUACGGGAAUGAUGGUAGAUAUGGUGACUGGCGCAGUGGUGGAUCCUCUUCAAUUCACUGCUACUCUAACGUUUAGUUCACCCUCCGAUCAUACCGCCCUCUUAGAAAGUCUAAGUGACGCUGCUGAUCUCUUCCUACCGAGAUUACCGGCUGAAGAUGGUAGCAAUGAUCUUUUAGAAGAAUCGUUACAUUCACCAGCAUCAGCUGGAAGUGGAAUUGGUCAAGAUAAUGGACAAAUGACCACUCCUGUAGAACCAAGUGUUGACCCUUUCCCAGAGCACAGCAUGGCUUUGACUAGAAGCUUCGAUACAUCGAGGCACUACACGGCAGCUCCUCAACAUUUCAGCACUUCGAAAUUAGGACUAACUUAUGCUACGGGAGAAUCGAGUUAUCAAUCCGUUUCAAAAGAACGACCCGAACUCGCGCUUCACAUUAAUCAAAAUCAUCAACACCAAUCCGAACCACAGCUGCAACAAUUGCAGAUACAGGUGCAGUUGCAGCAACAACAACAGCAGCAACAAACAACAUCCACUUCACCUCAUCAACAACAACAUCAAGGAUUACUCAGUCCGGGAUUAAGCUUCACCGGUAGUGGUCUGGAACUAGAUUCAGGUAGUAGUGUGGGUGGAAGUUUACCAAGUCCCGGAGCAGCGAGCUGUUCGUUAGACGCUGCUUCUACUAGUACGUCGCCAUCUUGCGCUUUAAUGGAGCAUGCGCCUAGCCCAGCAGCCACUGUAUCUUCGGCAUCGGUAAAUACUGUGCAAUCAACAGGUCCAACUGGAGAACCACCACUGACGCAACGGGUCGGUGUACUGCAGCAAAGGCUGGGGUUACCUGGUGACUGUCAGUUGGAGUUCGUGAACGGUGGCCACGGAAUUAAAAAUCCACUCGCGAUUGAGGGUCAGAGACAGGCAGCAGCUAAUCGUGAGGAAGAGAGAGCAGCUCGACCUCCGCCUGGCAAGGACGACGAUCCAAAUCGUUUCACGUGCCGUGUGUGCAGCAAAAAUUUCAGUCUGCAACGAUUGUUGAAUCGCCACAUGAAAUGCCACAGUGAUGUGAAACGUUAUUUAUGCACAUUCUGUGGUAAAGGUUUUAAUGAUACGUUUGAUUUGAAGAGGCAUACUAGAACACACACUGGGGUUCGACCAUAUAAAUGCAAUCUCUGUGAAAAGAGCUUUACCCAGAGAUGUUCCUUGGAAAGUCAUUGUCUUAAAGUUCAUGGUGUUCAGCAUCAAUAUGCGUAUAAGGAACGUCGAACAAAGGUAUAUGUAUGUGAAGAAUGUGGUCACACAACACAGGAGCCAGAGGUUCACUACCUACAUUUGAAAGAUAAACAUCCAUACAGCCCGGCUUUGUUGAAAUUUUACGAUAAGCGACAUUUCAAGUUCACCAACAGCAAUUUCGCCAACAUGUUGCUCCAGGGUGGCCUGUUGCAACGGGACUCGCGGAAUACGGACAGCUGCGUAAAAUCAGCCUCGAAAAACCUUGAAGCGCCACUUCAACGCUCCUCAACAUUGUUGCAUCUGGGUCGAGCUUCCAGUUUCUGAUGACUAAUACGAAAACUGACUGGGAAGAAGAAAGAAGAAAAAUGGCGAAAUGGAGGAAAGAAGAGCCGGCUCUGAUUUUAGAAGAACUCGAUCUAAAUGUCAUCGAAUCCCGAAGUAAACGUCGCGCGAAAAGUACCUGUAGGUGGCUCCCCUUUAGCGGUGACACAUAACAGCAUCGAGGGCCAAUGACGAUCAGAUUUAUAUUAACAAAUUCUAAAAAAAUCUAUAUAAGAUUUAAACAGACUCGUGACUUUCAAACCUAGACGAAAAACGAAAGAGCAUAUUUGUAUACACAGUAUUGCGCUACCGAGUACAUACACGAUCUUUUUUAGAUUUUACCGAUCUUAAGUUUAUAUAUAUAUAUAUGUACACGCGUAUAUGUAUAGACUAUGAUAUAUAUUUUAGAUUAUAGAAAAAAACACAAGUCAGUCGUAAAGAAUUACACCUGAAAACUCGGAUUGAACGUUUCAGGAAUGAUGAUUAUUUCUUCUCGUUGAUAAGAUUUUUUUGCACGAGAUGGGAUUGACCAAUUGAUUUUUUCGAACGAUUUUUUUUUCUUUUUAGCGAUGCACGGCAAGUUACGUUGCUUUCCGACUUAGAAGGUGAAAAAUUAUGUAGAAAUAUCUGAUAUUAGAGAUAUUUCAGAGAUAUGUCAGAUAUUUCUCAAAUUUUUGUUACACCGAGAUAACGAUACUUCUUUGAUGAACAUAUCGUGUCUCGAAGUAAUUGUUUCUUAUUUUUAAUCGUUGCGUUCCUCGUUUUGACUGAUGCGUUCGGGGAAAUAUAUUGCGGAAAUGAAUUUUUUUUUUUAGUAGAUGACUAAUGCACCUUGGGAAAUCUGUGAUAUAAGACACGAUUUUACUCAUUACUCCAAGAUUUCGCUUUUUGCACUUUGGUUCUUUCAUGGGGUACGCACCGAUAUAAUGGAGUGAGAUUACACACAUAAAUAUACAUUUUUUUGAAUUCACAUUAAACAAUAAUUGAUAUUUUUUUAUUGUUUUUGACUUCAAUACGAUUUGUACUUUUAAAGUAUCAAAAUUUUUAUUAAAAAAAUUAAGCAAAAAGAGUACAUUUACAAAUAUUUAAGGCUUCCACUUAAUAUAUAAU